CAUCACCCGUCAUUACUUCCUUUUUCCAUUACCUAACCAUACACCGUUAGAGUUAAAUUGGCCCUGUUCCUCAUUAUUUGCUAUUUGCUCUCCUCUUAAUGGUUACACUAACAAAAUUCAUCAGGGUUUACGAGAAAAACCAAUUAUAGGAACUUCUAUACAUUAUAUUCGAAAUGUUAAGAAGCCAAAAUCUUUGAAACUUGAUCUUAAAAAUUAUGAUGAUUCUAAAAAUGCUA
Messenger RNA from Cetraspora pellucida, 236 nucleotides. The record is from the annotation of a GenBank genome assembly. NCBI's taxonomy places the organism in Eukaryota, Fungi, Glomeromycota, Glomeromycetes, Diversisporales, Gigasporaceae.